UCUGUCUCUGUUUUGUUCCCGCUUCAUCUUGUUACCUGAUAUAUAUAAGUAUAUUAAGUCUAUCCUGUUGCUUAACGCAAAGCAUUUUUCAAAUCUUUAAUCUUUUUUUAUCUACCUAUCUAUUUUAUCUAUUUAUCUAUAGUAAAGAGAAGUUUGAAAAAUUAUUUAUCUUUUUCUUACUCGUAUUCGUCAUUUGGCAAUGUUGAGUUACAAAGGAGAUUCACAUAGGACUUUAAAAAAAUCUUAUUAAUAAUCAAACAGUCUCAAUUAACGUAACAUAUUGAUAUUGAUGAAAAACAUUAAAAUGGAUGAGUAUAUAUACUUACUUCUAAUGAAUUGCACUGUUGUAAGCAUUACAGCAGAAAUAUACUUGGAAAUAACAAAUGGAAGUAUACCUACUAUACAAAAUUAUGUCUUUGUUAUAUUGUUUUAUUUCAUAGUUUUGAAGAUUUUAACUAUUUUAUUUCAAUGUAUCCAUAGUAUGAAUAUUUUGGUCGUGAAAAACAGUGAUAUUAAAUUUAGUUUAAAUAUGUUGUUUUACAUUUCUUUAAUAUGUUUCAUUAUGCUAACCAUGACUAAAUAUUAUUAUAUUUAUAACUACAUACAAAUAUUUGGCGCAUUCACGUGUUUUAUAUGCUCUGGAAUUUCAUAUAUAUUAUUACUAAUCACAAACUCAUAUGAAAAGAGAAAAGAAAAUACUUUUGAUAUUGAGUCAAUGAAAGGUUUGGAUUAUGGAACCUCUAUGGCAUACAGUUAUUAUUAUGGAUAUUUAAGAAUAAUACUUCCUUCAACAGGAUCUAUUAACAAAGGUUUAAUUGAAAAGAUAGAAAAUAUUGAAGACAAUCAUGGUAUAUAUAUAAGUGUUCACAAACUAUUUAUUUUAAUUCCUUCAUCAUCAUACAUUCCACCUAAUCUUAAAGAAGCUUCAUAUCAUUGGAUGGAAAGUGCAAUGAAUUUAGAGAAGGAAGUGUUGAAUCGAGCAGGAGUUAAAGGGCGAACAUAUCACAACAGUGUAUACAAAAUUUAUCCCAAUGGUCUAAGAUUAGAGACACCUUUCUACAUAGUGGUAGAAGGUGCAACACCUUUGUUAACUUUCCAUGAAGUUCAAAAACAUGCUCACAAUGAAACAAAUGUUUAUAAGAAAUACUGCAAAUGUAUCAUACAGAAAUUUUAUAAAAAAUUAAAACAGUUAAUAGAUGCUGAUCCAGAAUGUGCAGAUCUUUGUGAACUAAUUUAUUACAACGAUUAUGACAAUAAUGGAACAAAAGUCAAUGUGGCGAAAGUUAUUUUAGACAGAAUAUUCAAAAUUCAAAACAUAACUGGAGAAAAUGCAUACAAUAUAUUUACCUGAAUUUUAACGCACUUUAAUGGCAUAAAAUAUACAUUAUUAAGCUAUGUUAAUGUGAUAUAACAAUAUAAUAGUUAUACAAAUAUUGGCUAAUCUUUGACAAAUAUAUAAUAUAUAUUCGUUUUAACUCUUUAAUAAAUGAAAAUGUAAUAUUUUAUACGAAAUUAUUUUAUAUGAAAGAAACAAAUGUAUAUUUAAAUACAUAGAAUUUUAUAUAUUGAUAUUUAAUAUAAUUUAUAACUUAUAAUUAAAUCUUCAUGAUGAUUAAAUCUGUUAAACAUUUUGAAUUUCUAAAAUAUCAUUUUCAUAGGAAAAGAAAAAUAUAUAUUCGAUUUUCUUUACUUUUAUCAAAUUUUCCAUAUUCCUUUUAUAAAAUAAAUUGUUAUGUUGUAUGUAUAUGUUAUAUAAAAUAAAUGUUAAAGAUUGAAAAUUUUU
This is a messenger RNA of Bombus huntii, 1783 nucleotides long. RefSeq names its product stimulator of interferon genes protein homolog (gene Sting). The coding region runs from base 290 to 1351 and encodes 353 amino acids. Gene Ontology annotation, molecular function: 2',3'-cyclic GMP-AMP binding; cyclic-di-GMP binding. Lineage: Eukaryota; Metazoa; Arthropoda; Insecta; Hymenoptera; Apidae. The transcript has 2 exons. Gene Ontology annotation, cellular component: endoplasmic reticulum membrane; autophagosome. Gene Ontology annotation, biological process: positive regulation of macroautophagy; positive regulation of type I interferon production; reticulophagy. The record is from RefSeq and is a predicted model, not a curated record.